AUGGACUCCAAUAGUGGCCUCCAACCAUCAUACCGGGGUUUCGUCGAAACUGCCGGUGAUGCCCAAAGCCUGAUUGAAGCUUGUCUUCGUGGUAGUUUGCCACUCAUCCGCAGCCGACCUGUGACAUCCGAACGACCUACCCUUGUGCAAAGCGGCCACAUAUUCAUCUUCGAGGAGGCUGCAUCCGGCAUCAAGCGUUGGACAGAUGGAAAACGGUGGACCCCGAGCCGCGCUCUGGAUGGUUUCCUCGUCUAUGGAGAGUUACAGCCAGCAGGCAGACAAUCACGCAUAAUAAAGACUGGCAACCAGUCAGUGCUGGUUAACGAAGGCCUGGAAGGUCGAUACGACCAACUCUAUGGUCCACUGGCCAAAUCUUUCAAUACCCAUCCUGAAGAUUUGGUGAAGAAGACGAUACGCUUGAAAUACUUGAACCACACCUGGCACGUGGUCUCUUACUACCGACCGGUGGAAGUCCUCGAGGAUCGCUUGAAGAGGCCGUUCAUUGAUCAAGACAACCAAGAAAACCAGGACAUUGUGCAAAUGCUUCACGUUGACGGAAGCCAUUUGCCGUUGGGGGACCUAUCCUUGAGCUACCGGACUGGAGAGCACAGUGGACCGUCCAGAUUGUGCCCCUGGAACACUGGGGCAUCGGCCUUGACUGAGAAUGGAGCAGAUUGUGCUGCAUGCACCGGGCUUGAACCCGACCAUUGCAAUGUCCAACAGAAUUUGCUUCCAGAUCCUGGAGUUUGGGACAUGGAAGUCAUGCCUGACUCAAUAAUGGCUAAUGAGACACAUCAGCAGGGCCUCAACCUGGAAUCUUCAUGGCCGGUAGUGCCGCGAGAUUUUGAGGGCCGGAGAGAGCUAUGA
Messenger RNA from Exophiala bonariae, 867 nucleotides. RefSeq lists its product as uncharacterized. Gene Ontology annotation, molecular function: DNA binding. The coding region runs from base 1 to 867 and encodes 288 amino acids. The transcript has a single exon. The record is from RefSeq and is a predicted model, not a curated record. Lineage: Eukaryota; Fungi; Ascomycota; Eurotiomycetes; Chaetothyriales; Herpotrichiellaceae.